Conger conger (European conger) is the source of this 2688-nucleotide messenger RNA. RefSeq names its product gastrula zinc finger protein XlCGF57.1-like. Lineage: Eukaryota; Metazoa; Chordata; Actinopteri; Anguilliformes; Congridae. Gene Ontology annotation, molecular function: RNA polymerase II cis-regulatory region sequence-specific DNA binding; DNA-binding transcription factor activity, RNA polymerase II-specific. The record is from RefSeq and is a predicted model, not a curated record. Bases 217 to 2175 code for a protein of 652 amino acids. The transcript has 4 exons. Gene Ontology annotation, biological process: regulation of DNA-templated transcription.
CUUGUAUGACCCACCAUCUUUGUUGUUGGAUACAUAUAUUUAGGUAGCGUCAAAAAUGGUGGAUAGUUCAAAGCGUGUCUGAUGUACUCGUCUCAUAUCUAUCUUUAAGUACAGAAAUCACCUUGCUAGAUAAAACCUCUAAUUUUCUUCUCUUCGUUCUUUUUACAGUUUUAAGUGAUAUGAUAAAGAAUGGCGUACUGUAAAACUGAUUAGGGGAUGUCGACUUCUGACACUUUUCAGAAACAAGUAGCCUCCAUCCUGGAGACGGUAACCAACUCUGCUGUGACAGAAGUGAGCAGAUUUGUUAAUGUUGGUUCGUCUGUUGGGCUAGGUGUGGAAGAAUAUGCGACUCCACCAGAAAAUGAAGCGCAGACAUUAGCAUUACCCUCGACGGCGUCAGAAACUAAGACGGCGCAGUUUGCUUGUAGCAUGGAGACACUGGCUAAAGAAGCAGUGAACAAAAUCUGCAAACUUGCUGUCGAAGAAUCUGCAGUUUUACGCUUGGAAGUGUCUCAGAGUCAGAAUGAGAAUGGAGACCUCAAGAGGAAGUUGAAGCAGAUGGAACAGGAGCUGAGGGCUGUGCAAGAUUCUGGUCUGGGAGAGAGACCCCUGAACACUCACUCUGUUGGAGUGCAGUUUGCAGAUAUUGCAGAUGGGAAUGUAUUAGUCAUUGUCAAGGAAGAGACUGUUGAAGAUGGUGGUGAUGCACAGCAAGAAUUUGAGAUCAGUGAAGAGGGACUUGGAGAGCUAAGUGGUGGAGAGGAACCUUCUUUUGAGAAUGGUGUGGAGACAUCUUCUACUCCAGUGGAGCCACAUGCAAACAUUGAAGAUCUAAGUGGAAACACAAAUGGGAACCAAAAGGAUAGGCCUAGCAAUGGGAGUAGAUGGCUCAGUUCCACCGCAAACGCAAAGACAAGAAGCAAGAGGCUCAUUCGUAAGACGCCAAAGGCCCUGGCACUGGAAAAACCUUUCAGCUGCAUUCAUUGUAAUAAGGCCUUCAACAUGAAACGUGGUCUUGACCAACAUCUCUUAGUUCACACUGAGAAAAAGUACAACUGCCUUAAAUGUGGGAAGGGCUUCACCCAGAAACAUAAUCUUAAAUCACACCAGUUUGUCCAUGCAUCAGAGAAACCAUUUAGCUGCACACAUUGUGGGAAGAGUUUCACAGUAAAACGUAGUCUUCAGGUACACGAGCUUAUUCACACUGGUGAGAAGCCAUACAGCUGUCUUACUUGUGGAAAGAGUUUUCGGCAAGCUAGUAACCUUAAAAUACACAACAGGGUCCACACUGGGGAAAAGCCCUUUUCCUGCAAUAUAUGUGGCAAGAGCUUCAGCAUUGCAAAUACUCUAAAAAAGCACCAAAUAGUUCAUACAGGGGAAAAAGCCUUUCACUGUGAUAUAUGUGGGAAGAAGUUUAGUCUUGCUAUUAAUCUUAAUAGACAUCACCGAAUUCACACUGGAGAGAAGCCAUUUAGCUGCGAUGUAUGUGGGAAAAAAUUCAGUCAAGCGAAUAAUAUGAAAGCCCAUAAGCAGAUUCAUAUAGAAGAAAUGUCCUACACAGUAGAGAAACCCUUUAGCUGUGUUACAUGUGACAGGAGGUUCACUUACAAAUGUUUGCUUAAAAAACACCAGCUCAUGCAUGCAGGAGAUAAGCAUAAACAAAUCCCCACAGGGAAAACAUGGGACUGUGCCUGUUGUGGAAAGACUUUUGGUUCUUUUUCUUCCCUUAGAACACAUUGGCGAGUUCACACAGGAGAGAGACCAUACAGCUGUGGUAAGUGUGGGAAGAGGUUCAGUCAGCCUAGUGCAUUGAUAACACACCAGAGAGUUCACACAGGAGAGAAACCAUUCACGUGUGAUGUUUGUGGGAAGAGUUUUGGCCUUCCAAAUGGGCUUAAAACACACCAGCGCAUUCACACAGGCGAAAAACCAUUCAUCUGUGGUACAUGCGGGAUGAGUUUUGGCUUUGUUGGUAAUCUUAAGAGGCAUCAGCGUACUCACACAGGAGAAAAACCUUUCAUCUGUGACGUAUGUGGGAAAAGUUUUAGUCAAGCAAAUAAUCUUAAAGCUCAUCAGCAAAUCCACACGAAAGAAAAACCGUUUAUGUGUGAUAAAUGUGGGAAGAACUUUGCUUAUUCACGAAAUCUGAGGGAACAUAAAUGUGUUUAUGCCUGAAGAAAACAUUCUACUACUCGCAGGUCCACAUUCUCCCAGACCCAAACCUUGAAAUAUCAGUGGACACCUAUCACCUAAAGAAAUUAGCUAGCAGUGUGUGAUUAUUUGGGUUGGCAUAAUGCAUAUUUUAUGCAGUUCUCAUUUGAGUUUAAGGCAAAAACAUAAUGUGGUAAAAAUGUUGUGCUGAUGCAUUUUUCCACAAUACACUACUAUGUGACCCACCGGACCCCCUUCUACACUUGACAAGUUCUUUUUUGGUAUGUUUGUGUUCCAUUGUCUUGCGAUUGGAAGAAAUUGCCCUUGUAUCAUCUGACCACUGUUCCUGGUAUUAUGUGGCAUGGAAAUUGCGUGUUUGAGAACAUUUCCUGUUCUUUAGUUCUGUUGUUGCAAAUUUGUUUUCUACAGAAAAUAUGCAAUAACUAAAUUAAUUGUAUGUUUUUGUGUUCCUCAAUCAACCAUCACCCAUGUUAUCUUUACAAAAGAUAAAUUGGAAAAUAAAGGACUAUUCCAGAA